This is a messenger RNA of Eimeria acervulina, 3742 nucleotides long. RefSeq lists its product as hypothetical. The record is from RefSeq and is a predicted model, not a curated record. The transcript has 11 exons. The annotation marks the transcript as partial. Gene Ontology annotation, molecular function: S-adenosylmethionine-dependent methyltransferase activity. NCBI's taxonomy places the organism in Eukaryota, Apicomplexa, Conoidasida, Eucoccidiorida, Eimeriidae.
AUGGGGAGACAGAAAGGUGGCAAUAACUCUGCACGGGGGGCCCCCCACUCUGCUGUUGCUUCUUCUGGGGGCCCCCCUUUAAGGGUAUCGCAGCCCUUUUCCUCGCCACCUGCUGCUGUCUCAGCAGCAGCAGCAGCAGCAGCAGCAGAAGCAGCAGAAGUAUUAUCUCCAGUUAAACUGUCUCCUGAUACCCUCUGCCAGGCAGAAGCAGCAAGCCACCCUAUCAAAGCAGCAGGGGGCCCCCCUAUGUCUGCAGCAGGGGGCCCCCAUGAGGGUACUGCUGGGGGCCCCCCUACGUUAUCUUCAGGGCCCCUAGAUUCUGCUGAAUCCGGAUGCAAAGAAGAAGCAUGUGGGGGCCCCUAUGGUGAGGUAAAUCAAACAGAUAAGAGGGGCCCCUGUGCAGCUACAGCAGUACCCAUGGGGGCCCCCUUGGGGGCCCCCUUAGGAUCUCUACAGAAUGAGACAAACAAGAAACAGACAUUAGGGGGGGCCCCUAGGGGGGCCCCCCCCCACACUGGUUGCUCUGGGGGUACCCCACCUUCGGGGGCCCCUGGGGGGCCCCUACCAUUGGGGGCAACAGGGGGGGCCCCUGGAGGGGCCCCACCUCCAAUGGGCCCCCCUUGUGGGGGGCCCCCAUUACCAGGGGCCCCCCUUGGGGGCCCCCUUGGGGGCCCCCAUAGGGGAUGCCCUCAGGGGGCCCUUGAUGGGGGUUGGUCCCCUGGGGGCCCCCCAGAGGGGGCCCCUCAAGGCAAUCUCCCUAUGGGGGCCCCUAUGACGGGGGCCCAUGAGGAGGAGGCCCCAGAUGAGGAGGUAGAGGCCCCUGAGGAAGGGGCCCCUGAGGAGGGGGCCCCUGGGGGCCCCCCAGAGGGGGCCCCAGGUGGGGGUUGUAGCGGGGGUAUAUUGCCUUGGGAGAUGGCUGAGGAGCUGCAGCAUUUGGCUGCUGUCCGAAGAGCGUUUGCUCUUUAUGAGGUAGACUCCUUAGGCGAUGUUGCGAGGAUAGAGAAGUAUCUGAACGAACUAAGCGAAGAAGACAGAGAGCUGCUGGGGCCCCCUUCACCAGAAGAAAGAGUAGAAGCAAUAAGAAGAGCUGUUGCUUUAAACCAGCAGUUUAUUGAUUAUAUGCUUCUUGCUGCUGCUUCUGUGGGGCCCUCUACCCCUAGAGGGGGGACCUCAGAGGCAGCACAUUCUGAUAAUGAACAGCAGCAGCAGCAAAUACAACAGCAGCGUAUCCAGCAAAUGCAACAGAUGCAGCAAAUGCAGCAGCAAAUGCAGCAGCAAAUGCAGCAGCAGCAAGUGCAGCAGGAGCAGCAGCAAAAACAGCAGCAAAAACAAAACAAACAAGGCAAGGGGGGACAGCAGACUACAAAGAAGAGGAGGAGGAAGAAGAUGCAGCAACAAAAAAUGCAGCAGCAGCAGCAGCAGCAGCAACAGCAACAGCAAGACCAGCAGCAGCAGCUAGACCAGCAGCAGCAGCAACUGCAGCAGCAACUGCAGCAGCAGCUUGGGAAGGACGUCAAGGGGGACUGCCGCCGCUUGCUGCUGGAGGCAGAACAAGAAGACCCAGAGAAACUCACUCGCAACCUCAGCAAGGUGCGGAGCACGCUGCGUCAGUUCGUUCGUGACUGGGCUGAGGAAGGUGCUGAAGAGAGAGAAGCAGCUUACGGCCCCCUUCUGAGGGCCUUAGAGGAGCAUUUGCCCAUAACACCAGGCCAAAAUCCCCCCAGGGUGUUGUGCCCGGGUUCGGGUUUGGGGCGGCUUCCGUUUGAAGUGAUGAGGAAAGGCUAUGCAUGUCAGGGCAAUGAAUUUUCUUACUUUAUGCUUAUAGGGUCUGAUUUUCUAUUGAAUUCUCGCUUGACCCCGAAGUCGCUGCCGCUGCAGCCGUACUGUCUCUCCACCUCCAAUAGGAGGUCUCAAGCCGAUCAUCUUGAUGUUGUCUGGGUGCCCGAUGUAGCCCCCAGCGAGCAUGUCUGCCCCUCUGCGGAUUUCUCCAUGUGUGCAGGAGAAUUUGUUGAGGUAUACGGUAGUCCUUCAACAUCUCUUCCUCCUUCAUCGCGUGUGUUUGACGGUGUAUUAACGUCAUUUUUUUUAGAUACAGCUAGAAAUGUACUUCUUUAUAUCAAAACAAUUGCUAAAAUUGUUAGGCCCGGCGGUCUGUGGGCAAACGUCGGCCCUCUGCUGUAUCAUUAUGCGGAGACACCGCAUGAAAUGAGCGUAGAGUUCUCUGCUGAAGAAAUACUCGCUGUUGUAAGGAAUUGGUUUAAUCUACUUAAAGUAGAGUGGAGAGACUGCUAUUAUACUUCUAACCGCAAAUCGAUGAUGCAGGGUCUGCAGCAGAUAGACCCGCGGCUGCAGACGGUAUUUCUGUCUUUAAUUUGCUGCAGCAGAUGCACACACCCCACAAAACCCCCUGCAGCAGAAGCAGCAGCUGCAGCAGCAGCAGCAGCAGCAGCAGCAGCAGCAGCAGCAGCAGAAGAUCUAAAUACACACGCUGCAUCAGCAGAAGCAGCAGCAGACCAGCAGCAACAGCAACAGCAGCAGCAGCAACAGCGACAGCAACAGCAGCAGCCGCAGCAGCGGCAGCAGCACCGUAUUUCCUCAGGUGUAUGCACCCUAAUGGUAGCUUCUCCUGGCGGUACUGCAGCUGGAGGUUGUAUGAAGACUACAACAGCAGCAGCUGCACAGGGGGGCCCCCAGGGGGCCCCCCAGGAGUGCAGCAGCAGCAGCAGCAGCAGCAGCAGCAGCAGCAGCAAUAUAACGCCAACUUUCGUGGAGCUGGUGCGGCUUCUGCCUGCUCCUCUGAAGGGACAGAGGGCGCUUGAGGUGUAUAUACACUCUAAGAUGAUUGAUCUCGGCUUUAUACCCUGCGAAGACGAAGAUGCAGCAGCAGCAGCAGCAGCAGCAGCAACAGCAACAGCAGCAGCAGCACCAGCAGCAGGGAGCUUAGUAAAGCUUCCUAAUGGGCAGAUUGCUCGUAUUGUGUAUACAGCAGAAAAGGGAGAUGAUGGCUGGAGCUGUACAUACACCCGACCCGAGUGGCGAGUCCUUGUUGCUGCUCCUUCUCAGCAGCAACAGCAGCAGCAGCAGCAGCAGCAGCAGUUGGUUGCAGGCAGGCGCACGCGCUUGAGUUUGGGGCGCGUCGGGGGCCGCGCAGUGCUGCGGGUACGCGAAGACAGCAGCAGCAGCAGCAGCAGCAGCAGCAGCGGCGAGGCGCUGCUGCUAGAACUCCCAGAUGACCUGGCUGCAGCAGCAGCAACAGCAGCAGAAGCAGCAACAGGAGCAGCAGCAGCAGGCGCUCAAGGGGCAGCCAACGAUCCCCUCCUCUACUUCGACAUGAAAAAACUGCAGGGCCCCCCCCCUGAGGUGUCUAUACCCUCUGCUGCAGCGCAGCAGCAGCAAAGGGGGCCCCUGCCUUCUGUAGGUGCUGACGACCUCAACCCAUCCUUCACAAGUUCUUCGCUCGAGGGGCCCCCAGGGGCCCCCUGGGGUUUAGGGGGUUCAGGAGGAAGCUUAGUAGGGCCUAGGCAUCCGUUGUUUCAAGUUAAUAGAGAUAAUAAUAGGGGGGCCCCCCAGCUUCCUCAAGGGGCCCGAUAUGACCCAAUGGGGCCCCUAGGCGUUGACCCUUCUCCCGAUCAUACUCCUUUUCUUCCCUAUGAAAAUAUAGGAGAGGGCCCCCCAGGGGGCCCCCCUGGGGGGCCCCUAGGGGAGGCCCCUGGGGGGCCCCUUGGGGGGGCCCCUGGGGGGC